AUGUCAAAAGUUGGAGUUGAAGAUGAGGGGAUGGAAUCUAGGUACAGGUACAAAGUACGUACUACAUCGAACGGAAUGGAACUUAUUUUUCGAUGGUCAAAUAUUGGUGGCGCUAAAAUGGCUAUUAUCUUUAUACACCUACGUAGGUAA
Messenger RNA from Sclerotinia sclerotiorum 1980 UF-70, 150 nucleotides. RefSeq lists its product with no specific name. The record is from RefSeq and is a predicted model, not a curated record. Lineage: Eukaryota; Fungi; Ascomycota; Leotiomycetes; Helotiales; Sclerotiniaceae. The transcript has 3 exons. The coding region runs from base 1 to 150 and encodes 49 amino acids.